Molecule: messenger RNA, 2721 nt
Organism: Cololabis saira (Pacific saury)
Lineage: Eukaryota; Metazoa; Chordata; Actinopteri; Beloniformes; Belonidae
Gene: tefa
Product: TEF transcription factor, PAR bZIP family member a
Exons: 5
Coding region: 198-1148 (316 amino acids)
Biological process (GO): regulation of transcription by RNA polymerase II
Cellular component (GO): nucleus
Molecular function (GO): DNA-binding transcription factor activity, RNA polymerase II-specific; RNA polymerase II cis-regulatory region sequence-specific DNA binding
Source: RefSeq, a predicted model, not a curated record
GAAGUCCGCCGACAAAGCAAACUGUGUCGGGAUGCUGAUGGUCUUGUUUCAGAGCUUGUUUUUUUGACUAUAUAUAAAAAAAAAAAAUCUAAUAACUGCAAUUAAAUAGGUUGUAGAUAGUAUCUGACGCUUCUUUAGCUGGGUACUUCGUAGUUAAGUGCGAAUAACAAAGCAGGGGGGGAGGAAAAAAAAAAAAAAUGUCGGACAAUACAGUUGUGAUCACGCUGGAAACGGCAUCGGGGACUCCGAGCUCAUUCCCGGUGGUUUUGAAGAAGAUAAUGGAAAUGCCUCCGCCGAACAUACUGGACGGCGACGACGACACCGAAAAGGAGAAGCUGGGUGUUGGCGAUAGUGUGGACCUGGCUGGAGGAGUGAGUGACAUGGGUCCUUCGGCUGCCCUGACCCCGGCUAUCUGGGAGAAAACCAUCCCGUAUGAUGGUGAAAGCUUCCACCUGGAGUACAUGGACCUGGAGGAGUUCCUGCUGGAGAACGGCAUCCCGACCUCACCUGAGGAAGACGACUUGAAGAGCAACCCACAAGCAACCAAGGCGGCAAAAGUCAAGGUCAUUCCCUCUGGACAUACCAAGGUUACCAAGACGGUGUCACUACUACCCAUUCAGGAGCUGGACAAAUGUGAGGAGGUGGUGAUCAUCACCAAGAGUGACUCUGACAUUACCAGUGAUGUUAUUACAGAGGUGGACACUGACAAAGACAGAGCGACACCCGAGCCCAUCGACCCCGAUGACAUUGAGGUUGACAUCAACUAUGAGCCCGAUCCUACAGACUUGGUCCUGUCGAGUGUUCCUGGAGGGGAACUGUUUGACCCGCGCAAACACAAGUUCAGUGAGGAGGAGCUCAAGCCACAGCCAAUGAUUAAAAAGGCAAAGAAGGUGUUUGUGCCUGAUGAACAGAAGGAUGAAAAAUACUGGCACAGGAGGAAGAAGAACAACCUUGCAGCCAAGCGCUCACGAGACGCCCGCAGGUUAAAGGAAAACCAGAUCACAGUCAGAGCAGCUUUCCUCGAGCGUGAAAACGUAGCGUUGCGGUCAGAGGUGGCCGAGCUACGGAAGGAUUGCGGCCGAUUCAAGAGCAUCGUGGGUCACUACGAGGCCAAGUUUGGAGAACUGGCGGUGCCAGAUGACGAAUAGACUGCAAUUGAUUUAUUCAUUUAUUUUGUCUGAUGAAUAAAUAAAUCAAGCCGUUGUUACUUGGGAUUGCUAGACUCGAUCUGAUGACGACGAGGACGAAGAGGAAAAGAACAUGUUUGAGGACAUUACAGAGGUUGCCAUGGGGAUUUAAUAGCAUGUUAAGAUAUCAUUUUCUUAUUGUUUUUCUUUUUUUUAUAUUCAAUGAGAUGAAUGUGAGAGGAUUUUCAAGUGCUUCUUUAUUGCGCCUCGUUUAUGAGGCGUACUUUUAUCAUGUUUUGUACACUUCUGGCCGAAAGAGAUCAUUUGAGAUGUUUAUAUUGGACAAACAUUGGGUUUUAAGUUUUAAACUGCAAUAGGUGAUAUUUACAUAUUCAAUAAAAUAGAUUAGGUCAGUCUUUAACUAAGCUUUCAGGUAUUCAGAUAUUAAUGAAUUCCAAAGUCCAUUUUAUUUUUUAAUUUGACCUUAAAUAGGUUGUGUAGAAGUUGGGCUUUUUUUCUUCUUUUUUGCCCACUACAACUUUUGACUGUGACAUUUCCAAAUAACUUUAUCUUCUUCAGGGGACUAUAGUGACGCGGCACAAAAAUAAAAAGUCUAGCCAAGUUCACUUCUAUAUGUAAUAUAAUUCAUCACAAGUGCAGAGUAGACGCUGUCCUCUACUUUAAUGUUAUGUUUUUGUUGUUCUUGUAUGUCAGCAGACUGUUGGCCUGCUUUUUCUCGCUGCAAGCCAUCUGUUUCAACACUUCUACUUGCGUCGUUAACACUCCAGAAGUAAAUGUGUAGAAUCAGGUGCAUGCACUGUAAAUAGUUACAAGCAAAAAUAGAUUCUUUAAAAAGAAACCAACAUUUAAGUGACAUCAUAUUUUUGAAAACUCCAUUAACUUCUGGGUAUCAAAGCAAUGACAUUAGGUCUUCAAAUGUUGGAGCACAGGAUCUCCAGCUCUCGUUCAUCAGUCAGGCUGAUUUCUGUUCAGGCUCGUUUAUUCUCACCAAGACAUGUAAGCUGACAGUUUCUGUUUUUGAAACUUACCUUUAUUUUAUAAAUGUAUAUACAGAGGUAUAUUACACCUAACUACAAGUCUCAAUAAUGAAUACUGUGUUGGGGGUUUCUCUUACAUAGGCAAGGAACCUCCAACUCUCAAGUGUCUUCUUUAUCUAAAGCCAUUUCAAUGCAGUGUGCAGUCUCAGUUUACAGGGAGCGUUUUGUAUCAUUACACCUGAAAAUUACGCCAGUCAUCUUCCACUUGGGUUAUUUUACUGUUCAGUUGUGACAAAAAAAAAACUCCACAAAUAUAUUCACUCCAAGUCUGGUUCAUUUUGUUGACGUAUUAUAAAGUUACUUUUUUUUUUUUUUUUUUAAUACUCCUUUGGGUGCAAUUCUGAUAAUGAGCUUUUGGACUUGUUUCAGUAAUUUUUUUAUGCUUUCUGUAACGGCAGCUGCACCUGACUUCUCAGCAACAGUUUCUUUCUGUUACAUCUUUGUAUUUGUAAAGAAAAAGACAAAAAAAAGGCAUUUUGAGUGUGACAGUCUUGUGUAUAUAUAUUGUAUGUGUAAUUAAAGCCUUGCUGAAAUGA